This is a messenger RNA of Cucurbita maxima (winter squash), 3511 nucleotides long. RefSeq names its product transcription initiation factor TFIID subunit 4b. NCBI's taxonomy places the organism in Eukaryota, Viridiplantae, Streptophyta, Magnoliopsida, Cucurbitales, Cucurbitaceae. Gene Ontology annotation, molecular function: RNA polymerase II general transcription initiation factor activity; protein heterodimerization activity; DNA binding. Gene Ontology annotation, cellular component: transcription factor TFIID complex. The transcript has 16 exons. Bases 276 to 2990 code for a protein of 904 amino acids. Gene Ontology annotation, biological process: transcription initiation at RNA polymerase II promoter. The record is from RefSeq and is a predicted model, not a curated record.
GAAAAAAAGCGUAAGAAACAGAAAGAAUAAAUCUCUGUCUACUUCUCUAGUCUCUCCCAGCUUCUCUCCGUCGCUCCUUCCCGUCAAGUUCCUGAUGUUUCCCUACUAAGAUUCUAGCGAUUUUCUUCUUUUGGGCAUCGCGGGAUUGAAUUCAGCACUCUUCUUCGGAUGGUACUUUUCAACUCGUUAUCUUCUAGCAAUUUUUAGAAGUUGUAUCGUUGGAUUAGCUGUUAGCAAGGUAAGGUGACCGAGGUUGAUUGAACACAUAGCUUGUUAUGGACCCCUCUAUUAUGAAGCUUCUGGAGGAUGACGAGGAUGAAACGAUGCAUUCGGGUGCAGCUGUGGAGGCUUUUCAGGCUGCCUUGAAUAGAGACAUAGAAGGUGAUGUUCCGGCUGUUUCCAAGGCUCCUGCGUCAGAUGCAGCUUUCCCUCGAGGGAGCAAUGGUCCAUCUAGCCUCCCGUUACAAGCUAGUCAAAAUGAAAAGACUGAAUCUCAUGCACAACAAGAUCAAAAUUUUCGUCCGAAGCAAGAACAACAUUCAUCUCUGAUGGAACUAGAGCGAUGUUCAUCAUUACCUGAAAAUCAGCAGCAACAUAAUGCUGCUCCCCUUCAAGCUUCAAAGAAUCAACCCCAAUCUGAUUGUGAACAAGGGGAUGCAGAGCAAGUUUCUGCUCAGUUUUCUCAAACACCAGGGCUGCAAGGUUCUGAAAAAGCUCCAAUCCUUGUGAAUGAUUCCAACAGAAUGCAGAAUCGGGAUAAUGAAUCUCAAUACCUGAAGUUACAAAAGAUGAGUAAUCAGCAGACAAUGGUCUCAGAACAGGCAAAUAACCCAUUAAAUCGUAGUAAACAGGUACCUUUUGCCUCGUUGAUGCCUGUAUUGAUGCCUCAGCUUGAUAAAGACAGAGCCAUGCAGCUUCAGACUUUAUUUAACAGAUUGAAGAGGAAUGAAAUGAACAAAGAUGAUUUUAUACGGCUCAUGAGGGGUGUUGUGGGUGAUCAGAUGCUCAGAUUAGCAGUUUGUCAAGUACAAGCACAGCCUCCACCUUCAGUCAGGCAACUUUCUCCAAGAAUGCCAUCUAUGGGCCCUGGUGCACCAAAUUUCUCUGACCCACGACCAUUUUCACAACUUCAUCAGAAAGGCAUGAAUUCUCCUGCUGUUCAAUCAUAUAUCCCCUCUUCAGCAUCCCAAGGGCGGAGUAGUUCAGGCUAUCCUGCCAUGGACAAGAAUAUGCAAUCUCUACGAGAAGUAGAACAGCGAACGGAUGGUAAUGCAAAUCAAUUGACUUCAUCCAGUUCAGGCACCAUCCAGGAAAGGGAACGCUCCUCAAUUCCUGUUCCAGGACUUGAGAAGCAGCAGCUACACUUUCAACAGAAAUCUUUCCCCAUGUAUGGAAACAGUGGUAAUUAUCACCCAUAUACUGGGUCAAACAUAAAUACCUCUUCGUUAUCUCUUAAACCCCAACCCCAUGAGGGUCAAGUGAAGCAAAUUUCCCAGCAGGCUUCCAAUUUUGAUAGGCAAGUUACUAUAAAUGAUCCGAAGCGAGUCCAGGGCGGAAAUGUUUCACACUUGCGUAAUAACUUAACUUCACAGCCAAGUCCCUGGAAGUCUUCAACAAGUAAAGAGCAGACCACAGGCCCUUUAUCUUCAAUGAGUUACAUUAAACAAGAACCUUCUGAUCAGGUUUCUGAGCAGAACAAAACCCAACAUUCAAAUUUGCAGGGAUUGUCUUCUAUUCCUAGCAUGCAGUCUGAACAAGUUAACACAACCCCUGGAAUUUCGAAGGACCCUUUUGAAAAGCAAACUUCUAAAGUAACUUUUCCUACAUCAAACAAUGUUAUGCCUCAAUCAUCAACCAACGCAGCAAAUCCAAUUUCUUCUGAUGCAAGUUCUCUACCUGAGUCUAGUGCUGUGUUAAGCUCUCAGGUUCCAUCUGCAACUACUCCUGGAAUGCAAAAUAGGGCACCUCAAAAAAAAGCUGCCGUGGGCCAAAAGAAGGCUCUUGAAGCACUUGGCUCUUCACCACCCUUAUCAAGUAAGAAGCAAAAGGUAUCUGGGGCUUUUUCGGAUCAAAGCAUUGAACAACUUAACGAUGUCACUGCAGUCAGUGGAGUUAAUAUUCGGGAAGAAGAAGAACAACUAUUUUCUAGUGCAAAGGAGGAUAGUCGAGCUUCUGAAGCAUCACGGAAGGUUGUACAAGAAGAAGAAGAGAGGCUGCUAUUGCAGAAAGCCCCAUUGCAGAAAAAGCUGAUGGAAAUCAUGGCUAAAUAUGGUUUGAAGAGCAUGAGCAAUGACGUUGAGAAAUGUCUCUCAUUGAGUGUGGAGGAAAGAUUACGUGGGAUUAUUAGUAAUCUAAUCAGGCUGUCAAAGCAGCGAGUGGACACUGAGAAACCAAGGCACCGAACACAUAUUACUUCAGAUGUUCGACAACAAAUUAUGUUAGUUAACCAAAAGGCCAGAGAAGAAUGGGAGAAGAAACAGGCUGAAGAAGAAAAACUCCGUAAGCUUAAUGAUCCUGAGGAUGGUUCAGACCUUGCUGGUGACAAGGACAAAGAUGAAGGUCGAAUGAAAUCAGUUAAGGUAAACAAAGAGGAGGACGAUAAAAUGCGGACAACAGCAGCAAAUGUUGCUGCCCGUGCUGCUGUUGGAGGAGAUGACAUGCUAUCCAAAUGGCAACUUAUGGCUGAGCAAGCGCGACAGAAACGUGAAGGUGGAAUGGAUUCUGCUUCUGGUUCUCAGUCGGGGAAAGAUGCUGUCCGUAAGUCUUCAUCAGCAGCAGGAAGACAUGGAAAGGACAACCAAGAAGGUGAUAGGAAAGGAACUUCCAAAAAAUUUGGAAGGAACCAAAUGAAUGCAAGUCAAACUAGGGUGGCUCGUAGUAUUUCUGUUAAAGAUGUCAUCGCCGUGCUGCAAAGAGAACCCCAGAUGUCCAGAUCCACCACAAUAUAUCGUUUGUUCAACAAAGUUCGUUCCGAAGCCACCGGUGAAUAGAAUUGACUAUAACAAUGGUAAACUAACAUCCCUAGAGACAUGCGUUCGUUUGGCGGGGUUCUGUCCGUCUGAACUAAUGGUAUUGGCUAUAUGAUAAACUGCAUAGUUUUUGAAAUAUAACUGCUUAAGUUGGUAGCUGCUGCUAGAACAAUUAGAAAAGGAGUUCCUCAAGAGCUUGUACAGAUUAAAGAGGCUCAAGACCUUGCCCGAGAGAGCUCUAUUUGCCACAGUUUGGCGCUGAUUCGUUUCUGGUUUUCAAUACGCUGAAAAGGGAAAGGGUGAUGAUUCGGAUCUUUGAGCUCAUGAGAUGGAAGAAGAUUGUGUUGAUGUUUGGCUUCAACCAAAUCCAUCUGCUAUACACUCCCUUUACCUUCAUGAUUUAGCUUCUUUUUUUUUUUUUAAUGGUUUAUCUAUGUGUGUGUGUGUGUGUGUUCUGAAUAUUAACGCUAUUGGAGUGCUAUUAUGUAAGCUCCUAGGCGUUUUGUCAUUGAUGAUAAAUUAUUUUAUUCUUCUUUUUUCCA